This is a messenger RNA of Suillus paluster, 798 nucleotides long. RefSeq lists its product as uncharacterized. The record is from RefSeq and is a predicted model, not a curated record. The transcript is spliced from 3 exons. Lineage: Eukaryota; Fungi; Basidiomycota; Agaricomycetes; Boletales; Suillaceae. The coding region runs from base 96 to 758 and encodes 220 amino acids. Gene Ontology annotation, cellular component: nucleus.
GUUGAACGUUGGGAGAGCACUCCCAAGUCCAUAGCAUUCCCGAAAAGGAAAUACAGAAUUAUCUUGGUCCUGCUGCCACUAGCAGUGCCUCCUCCAUGGCACCCUCAAAAGUACCCAAAAGCACCUCGAGGCCAAAGAAAGAAAAAUUUUUUCACCCAGACUCGCGCAAGGCCAGUCAGCUGAGCCGGGUGCAGCUGCGAAAAGCAAAACUCGCGGAAGCAGCAUCCAAGCGAACUAAGAAACAAUCUGCGCAGGCUGAUGUAUACGGAUUUUUCUACCAUGCUAUACCCCCAGAAGGCACGCUCUCCCUCGAAGAGCUACAUGCUAUCGUUCGUAAUGUGUGGUUAACACGCUACGACGAUGAGCUCGAGCAGGAGAGAGCUGCUCGCCGCAAGGGUCGACCGAAAAGUACAAAAGAGCUUAAGCUGGAGGAGAUAAACCUCCGUGAAUCAGAACAAUAUCGCACAGGGAUGGCAGAUGUACCUGAUCUUACACACGAGGUUACUGUUGAGCUCUUCCGCAAAUGGGAUCAGAAGGAAGUUGCUUACAUCCAACUCCUGCGCUUCAUCCGAAUCAACAGCGUAGAUUCUACGUCUGCAGUCGUAUCAAAAUCAGGGGAACACCAUUCCCUAAAAGAAUCAGUCCCCUCGCAAGCGAACGAUGAAGCCAUGGUCACUGAUCGUGAUGAUACACUCCUCACUGAACCACCAUCGCGGUUUGCAAGUACGAUGAUAAUGAUGGACGGUCCCCUCUCGUAGCCAAGGCGCAAGCUUAAAUACCAAUGUUGGCAGUAUCUAC